Messenger RNA from Protopolystoma xenopodis, 297 nucleotides. The record is from the annotation of a GenBank genome assembly. NCBI's taxonomy places the organism in Eukaryota, Metazoa, Platyhelminthes, Monogenea, Polystomatidea, Polystomatidae.
AUGCUUGCAGAUAUCAGGCAUUCCCUUAACGGAUCGUCUCUGAUUAAAUCCAUUUUACGCAUCUUCCUUCUUGGAUUUAAGCCGAUCAGCACACUGCAUCGGCACUAUCACCUCCGACCAGCACAGUUCCUUUACCCCGAUGAAUCAAAUGCCACCGGUAGCACCAUUUGGUUUUCGACUCUUCUAAUCGCCUGUCUCCGACGCCAACUUGUCGCCAUCUCCCUUUACACACAGCGUCGACAUACAGCUCCUCGGCUAGUUGCCUUGCUUCCGCAGGUUAACGGCUUUUUUCGUUGA